GCACUGGAACUGCACGAUCGGGCCGACUAAACAAGUCAGACCAAAAGCGCCGUACGUGGUCCAAUCAUGAAGAGGAUGUUCUAAUAGCUUCAAUGAAAGAGCUUGUUGCACAAGGCUGGAAAUCCGACAACGGAUUUCGGGGCGGCUAUUUGAGCAAGUUGGAAGAGAGCAUGAGGAAAGAAUUCCCGUCUAUCGACUUAAAAGGAAUGCCUCACAUCAACUCCAAGGUUACAACGUGGAAGAAAACGUACAAUUCACUAUGGAACAUCGUCAAAGUCAGUGGAGUUGGCUUCAAUGUCAAUGGGAAGCAUAUGAUCGAUUGUGACGACGAACAGUGGCAGCACUUUGUGGCGGCUGAUCCGAAGGUAUUCAACUUCCGUUUUAAAAGCUGGCCCUACCUCGAGGAUUGGAAGAUUAUCUUUGGGAAAGAUAGAGCUACGGGUGAUGAGGCAGAAGAUCUUAUGGAGGCGGCUCACGAUUUGUAUCGGAAGAUAGACCUUGACCAAGUGAAUGAUGAUGGUGAAUACCAUGUCUCACUUGAGGACAUAUUAGAGACUGGUGAAAUUGGAGACAAUGUAAGCCAAACACAACAACGGGAGGAGAGCGUGGCGUCUGAAAAGGCAGCUCCAACAUCAAACAGGAAACAUCGUCGCGAUGCUCAAUUCGAUGAUAGGUUCUUUGCGGCGCUAACUGAUAUUAGCUGGGGAACGGAAAAAAUACUUGAUGCCAUCUCAAGUAGGAUGGGUUACGAUUUUGACAUUUCGAAGGCAAGGAAAGAGGUUCCCGCUCAGUUGAGUUCUAUCACUGGGUUGUCAAUGACCCAGAAGUUCAAGAUAUGCUAUAUGCUAGCUAAGGAGACGAAGCUUCUUGACAUAUUUUCAUGCCUCCCAGCAGAUGAGAAGGAAAAUUACGUGUAUUACUUGCUUGCUUUGAAGCACAAGUAAAUAAUCACGUUGAUUCAUGGUAAGCAACUUCCGUUUUUUGUGCAUGGAAUUCGCAUAUUUCUUUUCCCUAUUGGUUGCAAGAAUUUAGCGGAACUUCGAUUCAAUGUUGGACUUGUUUCUCUUGUUUCUUUUGAAUUUUACUUAUCAUGGAUUUUCGUAAU
Messenger RNA from Salvia miltiorrhiza (redroot sage), 1105 nucleotides. RefSeq lists its product as uncharacterized. The record is from RefSeq and is a predicted model, not a curated record. Lineage: Eukaryota; Viridiplantae; Streptophyta; Magnoliopsida; Lamiales; Lamiaceae. The coding region runs from base 93 to 944 and encodes 283 amino acids. The transcript is spliced from 2 exons.